Messenger RNA from Aspergillus pseudoviridinutans, 417 nucleotides. RefSeq names its product rhodopsin family protein. The record is from RefSeq and is a predicted model, not a curated record. Bases 1 to 417 code for a protein of 138 amino acids. The transcript is spliced from 7 exons. Lineage: Eukaryota; Fungi; Ascomycota; Eurotiomycetes; Eurotiales; Aspergillaceae.
AUGGCGAUUUGCAUCACAUUUGGAACACAUGAAUUCACCUCGAUGCUCGAAGGGUACGAGAAUGUCAGAGCAUAUUGUUACAACUGCCAACACUGGAACGGACACUGUAUAACUCGGUGGCCGUGGUUUACCGUUUGCUUCAUUCCCUGUAUCCCUCUCGCAACGCACAAGUACAAGGAAGUAACGUGCUACACGUGUCGAUUUACUCAAGACCUGCGCGAUCGACCUGAUAUCACGCCCAAUACAAGACCUCCGCAAGGCAUACCGCCAGGUCCUGCACCACCGCCACAGGCAUACUAUGCUGCUGGCGCUGCUGGCGCUGCUGGCGGCGGGUAUCCGCAGCAGGGCUACCCACCCCAGGGACCGGGGCAGGGACAACCCCAGGCACCACCGCCGCAGAAUUACAGCUAUAAAUGA